This is a messenger RNA of Amphimedon queenslandica, 864 nucleotides long. RefSeq names its product E3 ubiquitin-protein ligase TRIM71-like. Gene Ontology annotation, molecular function: protein binding. The transcript has 4 exons. The record is from RefSeq and is a predicted model, not a curated record. Bases 1 to 864 code for a protein of 287 amino acids. Lineage: Eukaryota; Metazoa; Porifera; Demospongiae; Haplosclerida; Niphatidae.
AUGAGUUUGAGUCUUUUGGAGGAUGUUGAGAAUUAUGUGGAACAAAGUCUGAAGACAGGCAGGCCUCAACAAGUCCUGGAAUCUAAAAAACAGAUGAUGGAGCGUAUGAGUGAAGUUACUGCAGGGAUCAAUAAUAUAGAGCUACAACCAAAGGAAGAGGCUGACUUCAUAUUGAUUGCUGUAACUGAUGAUGAUCAUAUUAUAGUAACUGAGUGUGAUGGUCACUGUGUAACAAUACUGGAUAGAGAAGGAAAAAUUGUUAAAGCAUUAGGAAGAGAAGGAGGAAGUGGCAAGGUCAAGUUCUCUUUUCCAUGUGGUGUAGCCAUUACUCCAGACAAUUUCAUUCUCGUAUCUGAUGGUAAUCACAAGAUCCAGAAGAUAAGCAUGGAUGGAUGUCUUAUAGCAUCAGUUGGUGGUGAGGAGGGCAGUGAGCCACUACAAUUCUGUGAUCCCUAUGGUAUAGCCAUUUCUCCUAUAACAGGACAGGUUUACAUUGCAGACAAAUUUAAUCAUCGAUCAGCUAAUGGACAGUUUCUUUUUCCACGUGACAUUGCUAUUGACAGUCAAGGAUUAGUGUAUGUUACUGAUAGGGAGAAUCAUCGCAUUCAGAAGUUCUCUCCAGAUGGAACGUUUGUGGCUCAGUUUGGUACUGAAGGAUCUGGUCCAGGCCAGUUUUAUGGCAUAACAAUAGACACUGCAUCUACUGAUAGUUUAUUCUUCACUAGUGAUGGUGUGUUUGUUAAAAAGUUUGGAAGUGAAGGCAAUAAUAUUGAUCAGUUUAAUGAUCCUUGUAGUUUAGCAUUUGAUAAAGAUGGAUUCUUGUAUGUUUGUGAUUUUAGUAACAACCGACUUGUUGUUUAUUAA